AAUCAGAAGACAGAGAGCGAGAGGCGGGACCUAAUUUGAAAUUUUGCAAAGAGAGUCUUUGCCAGUCUUGCAAAACCCAGAGGCAUCAGAGGAAUUGCAGACGACGAGGAGCAGAAAGGAGCAAAAGACAUGGCAUCUCUGCUCAAGAGCCUGGAGCCGUCGGUCGGUUGGCGUCGCCACGAGAUCCUUCCUGACUUGGAGGAAAGUCCCGUCCCGGAUCGGUUCCGGAAGAAGCCCUCUUUGGACCUGCGGCGGUCCCUCCGAAAACGGAUGCCGCUCCGAGACGCUGAGAUAAACCUGGACGAAAACCCGACUUGGGAAAGCCUGGAAGCCAAGGAGAAGCGAAGAAACCUUAAGCGGACGGCCAAAAACGUUUUGGGGACGGUGUCGCAGAAAAUCCAGGACAGCUGCCAAGGUCCGGCUCGCUCUUUGGUGGCCUCUCUGGCCAAAAUCCCAUCUGGCAGCGUGCGGCAUGUGGCCAAAAACCGCGCACUGAAGCCACGGACCCCUCGCCGGAGAAGCAUCAGGCGCGCCAUGGUCUUGACCCCAGGCUCGGGCGCAAAGAUGGUGUCCCCAUUCGGUGAGGAGAUGCACCGGCGUCAGGAAAACCUCCUUCCCCUCCGAAGAUCCACGAGGACCUCCGCCUUGAGAAGCCCAUACGGUUCCCCCAUUUCCAUCAGCCAGAGAAAACGGUUCGACCGCGAUUCGGAGCGGGUCUCCAGCGGCAUCCGCCGGCUCAAGCGCCUCUCUCAAGCUUUCAAUGAUAUCAUCCUCCAAGAGGAGAGGGACCAGGCGAUCUUGAACUACUACCAAGCCGUGGCGCAAAACAUGCGCAACGCACAACGCCGGUCGCGGGGACUCUCCCGGUUGAAUUUACGGAGACCUGCAGCAAAACUGCGGUGCAUUCGGACCAACCAGGAUACGGAUCCCUUUCAGCAGUAGCAUUAACCCUAUUUGUGCGUUUGUGUUUUGUUCUUCUCUCUGCACUGACAUUAAUGUAAUAUAAGCUUCUCUAUGGUCACAACAAAGACACUAAUUUUCGCAAA
Molecule: messenger RNA, 1046 nt
Organism: Sceloporus undulatus (fence lizard)
Lineage: Eukaryota; Metazoa; Chordata; Lepidosauria; Squamata; Phrynosomatidae
Gene: PIMREG
Product: PICALM interacting mitotic regulator
Exons: 5
Coding region: 130-942 (270 amino acids)
Source: RefSeq, a predicted model, not a curated record